CUGAUAGAGAAUACUUCACUCACUGUCCCAAUCCUGGAUGUCCUUUCCAGCCUCCGACUUGACCCAAACUUCCUAUUGAAGGUCUGUUCGCCAGUGAUGGAUAAGUUGUCAUCUAUUAGAUUGGAGGAUUUACCUGUGACAAUAAAGACUGGACUGUACCUACCCACUAGGAAUGAACAGAAAACCAUAGUUAAUAUUUACUUUCUGCAGGUAAUUUCUGAGCUUUGGGAGAAGCUGGAUCUGCAACAUUGUGUUUUGCCAUCACGGUUGCAGGCUUCCCAAGUAAAGUUGAAAAGUAAAGGACGAGCAAGUUCCUCAGGAAAUCAAGAAAGCAGCAUCAGAAGCUGUGUUAUUCUCCUCUUUGAUGUAAUAAAGUCAGCUAUUAGAUAUGAGAAAACCAUUUCAGAAGCCUGGAUUAAGGCAAUUGAAAACACUGCCUGAGUGUCUGAACACAAGAUUUUUGACCUGGUGAUGCUUUUCAUCAUCUGUAGCACCAAUACUCAGACAAAGAAGUACAUUGAAAGGGUGCUAAGAAAUAAGAUUCGAUCAGGCUGCAUUCAAGAACAACUGCUCCAGAGUACAUUCUCUGUUCAUUACUUAGAAGUGGUUGGUGCCUUAGUGACCCAUAUCUGCAGUGGGAAUGAAGCUGAAGUUGAUACUGCGUUAGAUGUCCUCCUAGAGUUGGUAGUGUUAAACCCGUCUGCUAUGAUGAUGAAUGCUGUCUUUGUAAAGGGCAUUUUAGAUUAUCUGGAUAACAUAUCUCCUCAGCAAAUACGAAAACUCUUCAAUGCUCUCAGCACACUGGCAUUUAGCAAACAGAAUGAAGCCAGCAGCCACAUCCAGGAUGACAUGCACUUGGUAAUAAGAAAGCAGCUCUCUAGCACCGUAUUCAAGUACAAACUCAUUGGGAUUAUUGGUGCUGUCACCAUGGCUGGCAUCAUGGCAGCAGACAGGAGCGCAUCAUCUAGUUUGACCCAAGAGAGAGCCAACCUGAGCGAUGAGCAAUGCACACACGUGACCUCCUUGUUGCAGUUGGUUCAUUCCUGCAGUGAGCAGUCUCCUCAGGCCUCUGCACUUUACUAUGAUGAAUUUGCCAACCUGAUCCAACAAGAAAAGCUGGAUCCAAAAGCCCUGGAACGUGUUGGGCAUACCAUCUGCAAUGAUUUCCAGGAUGCCUUCGUAGUGGACUCCUGUGUUGUUCCGGAAGGUGACUUUCCAUUUCCUGUGAAAGCGCUGUACGGACUGGAAGAAUACAACACUCAGGAUGGGAUCGCCAUCAACCUCCUGCCGCUGCUGUUUUCUCAGGACUUUGCAAAAGAUGGGGGUCCGGUGACUUCACAGGAAUCAGGCCAAAAGUUGUCCGCCCCGCUGGAGGUGGCCACUAUCAAGCCACUUGGCCUGGACAAGCAGCAGUGCUCCCACUUUAAAUGCUGGUGCCCUGCAUUUAAAAAGCCAGACCAGGUGGUAACAAGGCCCCCACAGCCCUUCCUUUCUGCCACAGGCCAGGUCCUGCACUGUGAUGCCAUCGUGGACCUCAUCCAUGACAUCCAGAUUGUCUCCACCACCCGCGAGCUUUACCUGGAGGACUCCCCCAUAGAGCUGAAGAUCCAGGCCCUGGACUCCGAGGGUUCCCGGGAGGGCAGCUUCAGUCAGGGAGGUGAAGUUGCUGCUGGCGGAGGUGCUGAAGAGGCAGAACGCACCCGUGAGGUGGGCCCCAAGCCCUCGGUAGCAUCGAGCCAUGGCCACUCCUGGCGCUCAGGGGUCCCUGCAGCAGGGCCUGUGUGCUCAGAGCUGUGGCGGACCCUGGAGCCAGACCCUGCUGGUCACAGGGUGCCCACCUGCAGCAGGUCCUGGGAAGGCAAACCGCCUGCCUUGAUUUCCCCAGAGCCCAUGCAGCUGGGUCACAUUAAGGACGGUAACAUUAAGAUCAUGAACUUCGGCUUAGGUACCACAUUCCAUGAGGGACAGCAGCUGACAGCCCUUUGUGGCACCUACCCUUACCUACAUAGCCCCAGAACUCUUCCUGGGCCAGGGCUACCAAUGCCCCGCCAUGGAUGUUUGGAGCCUCGGACGGACUCACAGCAUUCAGCAGAAGAGCCCCUUUCUGGCCAGUGCACCUGCCGGCCUGCAGAGGAAGCCAGAGAGCUUCAGUUAAGCCCCCAGCAUGAUCCUGUGGCCUCCCUUUCCGCCCAGAGCACCGGCAGCAGUGGUGGUGACCCAGAAAUGUCCCUGGCCCAACAAGCUUCCCAGCAUGACCCUGUGGCCUUUCCCUCCACCCAGAGCACCAGCAGCAGUGGUGCAGAACCAAAAACCUCCCUGGUUCUCCAAUCCUUCCAGUAUGACACUGUGGCCUCCUUCUCUGUCCAGAGCUCCAGCAGCAGUGGUGGAGACCCACAAACCUUCCUGACUCACCAAGCCCCCAGCAUGACCCUGUGGCCUCCCCCUCCACCCAGAGUAGCAGCAGCAGCAGUGAGCACCAGCAGCAGUUGUGGAGACCCAGAAACAUCUCUGCCUAAACAAGGCCGCCAGCAUGACCCUGGGGCUUCCCCCUUCACCCAGAGCACCAGCAGCAGUGGUUCAGACCCAGAAAUGUCCCUGACUCACCAAGCCCCGCAGCAUGACCCUAUGGCUUCCUCCUCCACCCAGAGCACCAGCAGCAGUGGUGGAGACACAGAAACGUUUCUGCCUCAACAACCAUCGCAGAAAGCCAGCAUCCUCCAAGCUGGGCAGCCAAGGUUGUGA
Molecule: messenger RNA, 2742 nt
Organism: Mandrillus leucophaeus (drill)
Lineage: Eukaryota; Metazoa; Chordata; Mammalia; Primates; Cercopithecidae
Exons: 22
Biological process (GO): mitotic intra-S DNA damage checkpoint signaling; interstrand cross-link repair; homologous chromosome pairing at meiosis
Cellular component (GO): condensed chromosome; nucleus
Molecular function (GO): DNA polymerase binding
Source: RefSeq, a predicted model, not a curated record